Molecule: messenger RNA, 261 nt
Organism: Pipistrellus kuhlii (Kuhl's pipistrelle)
Lineage: Eukaryota; Metazoa; Chordata; Mammalia; Chiroptera; Vespertilionidae
Product: beta-defensin 109
Exons: 2
Coding region: 1-261 (86 amino acids)
Biological process (GO): defense response to bacterium; cell chemotaxis
Molecular function (GO): CCR6 chemokine receptor binding; chemoattractant activity
Source: RefSeq, a predicted model, not a curated record
AUGAGGCACCAUGUGCUUCUCUCCACUCUCCUCCUUCUGACCCUCUUACCCCCAGUAAGAAGCGGUUUGGGUCCUUCUGAAAGCCAUUGUCUCAAUUUGUCCGGCACCUGUAGAAGAGACAUCUGCAAAGUCAUAGAGGAUACCAUUGGUGCCUGCCGAAAAAGGUAUCCAUGCUGCAGAGCAUGGUGGGUCCUGAUACCAGUCCCCACACCAUCUAUAUAUUCAGACUACCAAGAACCUCUGAAGCCUAGAGUGAAAUGA